Funneliformis mosseae is the source of this 2382-nucleotide messenger RNA. The record is from the annotation of a GenBank genome assembly. Lineage: Eukaryota; Fungi; Glomeromycota; Glomeromycetes; Glomerales; Glomeraceae.
AUGUCGGAACAUAGACCUGCCGAACGACUUUCACAAGAUAGUUCUCAAAUUCAAAGUGACAUAAGUAAUCAUACGAGUAAUCAAAGUUUCCUUUUAGAUGAAAGGCAAAAAAAGGUUCUCUUAGCAUUUUGUAAUACCAUCAUCGGAGAACUUGAUAAAGAAGAACUUCAAAUUUUACUCAACACGAAUUCAUCAGUUAUGCAAAAGAAUCCAAAGGUGGUUGAAGCAUUUGGUAAAUUUGAUUUAUCAAAGCAAAACGAUAUCAUUGAUAGGUUAAAUGAUCGUUUAUUGAAAUCCGCUCCCCCUCAUAAAUUUCGACAAAUUGCCUCGAUCCUUAAACGUUUGAGUUCCAAAAGUAUAAUAAAUAGUCAAAUAAUAGGCAUCAAUAAACCUUUUCAUGAAUUAACUCAAAAGCAAAGGGAAGCCGCUUUCAUAAAAUGGAGUACGAGUCAGACCGCUUCAGUUCGAAAGAUUUAUAAAAGUUUUUCAAUGUUAAUCUGCGCUACCUUUUGGUUAAAUCCUUAUGGGUUUAACUCCGCGAUUGGGUACCCUGGAACUGAUCCCGCGGCGAAAGGUUCAAGGUUCACCUCUCGCAAAUUUCCUGAUUACGAUUUCCUUGAAGUGUCCGAGGAGAUCUCGGAAAUUAAAGAAUUUGACACCGUCAUAAUCGGGUCAGGAGCUGGUGGAAGUGUCGCCGCCGCCAGGUUGUCCAGAUUGGGGUAUAAAGUUUUGGUAAUUGAGAAAGGUCAUCAUUAUGAUCAAAGCGAACUCAAGUUUGAACAGCAAGAUGGUUAUAAUAAUUUAUAUGAACUGUCGGGAGGGAUGCUCUCAGAAGAUAGCAGUAUUUACGUCUUGGCCGGUUCCAACUUUGGUGGUGGUACUACCGUUAGUUGGUCGGCUUCAAUGGAACCACAAUAUUUCGUUCGAGAGGAAUGGGCAAAGAAAUUCGGUCUUCCUUAUUUCAUGGAAGAUGAUUAUGGUAAUACCAUGAAAUACAUUAAUAACAGACUUGGAGUUAAUACAAACAACAUCACUCAUAAUGCGAGUAAUCAAACCUUGAUUGAUGGUUGUAAGAAACUUGGUCUUCACUUUGAUACCAUACCACAAAAUGCCGCUUCGAUGCCACAUCAGUGUGGUUGGUGCUCGUUCGGAUGUAAAUACGGUGAAAAGCAAACCGCCGUUAUGACUUGGUUAAAUGAGUCAAAAUUGAAUAAUACCAAAUUUUUACAAGAUUGUUUUGUUGACAAAAUCUUGACCGAAAAGGAUGGAAAGAAACAAAAGGUGAUCGGUGUUGAAGCGAUCGUUAAUAACGGAAAACGUAUCGUGGUGCACGCUAAACGAGUAAUCGUCGCUAGCGGUGCCAUUCAUUCACCCGCUUUAUUAUUAAGGAGUGGAUUAAAGAAUAAAAAUAUUGGAAAGAAUUUACACCUUCAUCCAACCGCGGCCGUUUAUGGUGUUUUCCCAAAUAAAGAUAUUAAAACUUAUUCUGGUACCAUCAUGUCCGCGAUUUCUAACGCGGAAGAAAAUGUUGACGGUGAGAAUUAUGGGGCUAAAAUCAUUGUCGGAUCUCAUCAUCCCGGUUUCAUGUUUGCCAAUUUCCCAUGGAAAUCUACAUUACAACAUAAACAACUUAUGUUGGAAUAUAAUCAUAUCGUACCUCUUAUGAUUAUUACGCGAGAUCGUGAUGGUGGAAAAAUAUUUAUCGACUCGGAUGGGCAACCAAAAUUGGACUAUAAACUUUCCCAACAUGAUUCCAGGAGCAUGAUUUCUGGUUUACUGGCCGCGAUAAAGAUCUUGAUAGCCGCUGGUGCAUCUAAGAUUGGAACAUGUCAAGCUGGAGUUGAAGAUUUUGUCAUAGAAGGUGGGGUUAACACAUUUAACGAUCCAGGAUUCAAUCAAUUCUUGGAUAAAGUCAAAAAAGUUGGUGUUCCAGCCAAUCAGGCUUGUAUUGGAAGUAUACAUCAAAUGGAUGAUCCAUCCAAGUCCGUAGUAAAUCCUUUGGGUGAAACGUGGGAAGUUGAGAAUCUCUACGUGGCUGAUACCAGCGUAUUCCCGACAGCGACAGGAGUACCUCCAAUGUUGACAACAAUGAAUGUAGCAUAUUACAUUUCAAAAUGUAUCCUCGACAAGAAAAAUUACAUUAAAAAGAAACGUGGAUCGUUUAUAUCGGGUCAUAUACCAAAAGGAUCAAAUUUUGAAAUCAAAUCAAUUGAUGAAGGGAGUAUCGAUUUCUCAGAAAACAAUUAUACCAUUGAUUCUGUAAUGAAAGACUCUAUUUUGAGAGAUACACCUAACGAAAAUUCUCCCACGUCUAAGAAGGAAAAAAGAAAAUCAACAAGAAGAUUGUCUUUUAAUUCUUUUAGUUUUAAAAAGGAUAAUUAA